This is a messenger RNA of Austrofundulus limnaeus, 1559 nucleotides long. RefSeq names its product cholinergic receptor, nicotinic, alpha 1 (muscle) (gene chrna1). Lineage: Eukaryota; Metazoa; Chordata; Actinopteri; Cyprinodontiformes; Rivulidae. Gene Ontology annotation, cellular component: postsynaptic membrane. The transcript is spliced from 10 exons. The coding region runs from base 148 to 1533 and encodes 461 amino acids. The record is from RefSeq and is a predicted model, not a curated record. Gene Ontology annotation, biological process: monoatomic ion transmembrane transport. Gene Ontology annotation, molecular function: acetylcholine-gated monoatomic cation-selective channel activity; transmembrane signaling receptor activity.
CCCACCAUCACACCCGCCUCUGAACCAGCUGCUCCAGCUUGUUUCUGUCUCCACCCUGUACACAGGUCACACUCAGACCUGUUUUCUGCUAAAGCUGCUCAUUAUUUACAGGAUUCUGUGGAUUUAAAGGCUGCUCCUGGAAGAGAGAUGUAUUUUACUAAGGCCCAGGUCUUAUUAUUAUGGCUUAUCUCUUUAUAUCACGCUCCAGCUCCAGUCCUGUGCUCAGAGGAUGAGACCCGGCUGGUGAAAACCCUGUUCACAGGGUACAACAAAGUAGUUCGUCCAGUGAAUCACUUCAGUGACGCUGUGGUCGUCACCGUGGGACUGCAGCUGAUCCAGCUAAUCAGUGUGGAUGAAGUCAACCAGAUUGUGACCAGUAAUGUUCGUCUCCGACAGCAAUGGACAGAUGUGAACCUGAAGUGGAAUCCAGAUGAUUACGGAGGCAUCAGAAAGAUCCGAAUCCCGUCAAGCGACAUCUGGAAACCUGACUUGGUGCUCUACAACAAUGCCGAUGGUGACUUUGCCAUCAUCCAUGAGACUAAAGUCCUGCUGGAGUACACCGGCAUGAUAACGUGGAACCCUCCUGCCAUCUAUAAGAGUUACUGUGAGAUUAUUGUUCUCCACUUCCCAUUUGACCUGCAGAACUGCAGCAUGAAACUGGGCACAUGGACAUAUGAUGGCACACUGGUCGUCAUCAACCCAGACAGUGACCGGCCUGACCUGAGUAACUUCAUGGAAUCUGGUGAAUGGGUGUUGAAGGACUACAGGAGCUGGAAACACUGGGUUUACUACACCUGUUGUCCUGACACUCCAUAUUUGGACAUCACCUACCACUUCCUGAUGCUUCGGCUGCCGCUUUAUUUUAUUGUCAAUGUCAUCAUUCCCUGCAUGCUGUUCUCUUUUCUUACCGGACUUGUCUUCUACCUUCCCACUGACUCUGGUGAAAAGAUGACCCUGUCCAUCUCUGUCCUGCUGUCUCUGACUGUCUUCCUGCUGGUCAUCGUGGAGCUCAUACCGUCCACAUCGAGCGCGGUUCCUCUCAUAGGGAAAUACAUGCUCUUCACCAUGGUGUUUGUCAUUGCCUCCAUCAUCAUCACAGUCAUUGUCAUCAACACACACCACCGCUCACCCAGCACACACACCAUGCCGGCAUGGAUCCGAAAGGUCUUCAUCGAAACUAUUCCCAACAUGAUGUUCUUCUCAACGAUGAAGCGUCCCAGUCAGGAGAUCCGGCAGAAGAGACUGUUCCCUACUGACAUGGACAUCUCUGACAUUUCAGGUAACCCCACCCCCACCAGCAUCACCUACAAGUCUCCCAUCAUGAAGAAUCCUGACGUUCGCAGUGCAAUCGAGGGAGUGAAGUACAUCGCUGAGACCAUGAAAUCAGAUGAGGAAUCGAACAACGCAGCGGAGGAGUGGAAGUUUGUUGCCAUGGUGUUGGACCACAUCCUGCUGUGUGUGUUCAUGGCAGUGUGCAUCAUUGGGACCCUUGCCGUCUUUGCUGGCAGGCUCAUUGAGCUCAAUAUGUUGUAAAUAAAGAAAGGUGUUUUGGUCAGUUA